AUGCCGUCUCCAACCUCCGCUGAGCCGGACCAGCCGAUCAGCGCCAACCAAAGGACGCUCGAUGAUGACCGGCCUGCGGCGCGGUAUCCAACAGAUGGGCGACGUGAGAAUGCUGGCGCUGAGAAUGACGAGGCUUCGGGGGGUGAGCAAAAUGGUCCAAACGAGGACUCAACAAGGAAAGCGGUCAUAGAACAAGUUAACUUACACAUCCCUAAUUCAGAGGACAGCGCUCUAGGUGAACAGCUACAAAGAUCAGCAGAAGAGAGCCUGAGCGAUAAUGAAGCCAAGGUCGAUACCGACGCUGCCUCCACCUCCGCGCCACAAACUGACCCAAGAGAAGAUAUCACCAUGACUGAUGCCGAUGCAGAAGGCGAGCCGGACGAGGACGAGGAUCAAGACACCGGAGCUGACGAGGCGGACGAACCAGAUCAAGCCGCCGUAGCGAACGAGGAAAGCGACGAAGAGGAGGAUGCCGACGAAGACAAAGAAGCUGACGACGAAGUUGGGCAAGAGCAAGACCAAGGAGAUCUGAAGAGCGAAACCGCUGGAGCUGAUAACGAAGAAAGCUCGGAAAGCAGCCAGGACGGAGGUGAAUCUUCAGCGUCGGCAUCCGCAUCGGGUUCCGCUUCUGGCUCUGAAUCCAGCUCGGAGUCGGAAUCCCAGUCAGGAUCAGAAUCCAGCGGAGAUGACAGCACGAGCGAGGCUAUCGACUCUAAACGGGACUGCGUGUUGUGUAAUCAGUCUGUGGCUGUUGACGGUGGAGAUGACGAGUCGCACUUAAGUUGCUCUGUCUGCGGCAAUCACGCACAUCGGCAAUGCGCUCAAGAACGCGGCUCGCUACCUGGAGGCAAGCUAUCUCAAUGGCAAUGUCCGCAGUGCACUGGCGAGAAACCCGCACAAUCAGAGUCACCAAAAGCUCGAAGCUCUCGAUCCAAGAAUUCAGCGCCUCGGCUUGUUAGAGACUUGUUACCUGUGACGCGAGGCUUGCAAAAGCCGUAUUCACACUCGAUCUUUGCCCAACCCGUGAUCGGGGACGGUGACGAUGGAGGACGCGCCCUGAGAAAGAGGAAGUCGCCAACUCAGGAACCCCCUCCCGUCGAAAAGAGACGACGAAAAGCAACAGAUCGAGCAUUAGCAGCGGCCGCGACAAGCAAAGAGCUGGCGGAGAAGAAAGCAGCCAUUGCACAUUCGACGAGAAGAACAAGUCAAAUGAAAAUCACUAAGCCUAUCGCGCGAAUAUUGCAACAUAGACCGUUCAACAAGCCUCCGCCUCACAAGUUCAUUCUGGCUUUUCGCUUAGAACAAGCGAAAAUCGAAGCGAUCUUGAGCAAACCUCCUCGUCCCGGCAGGAGAAGAGAGAGACGAUCUCAGCCGAAGAAGCCUCCCAAAAUACCGGCACCGCCAAUCUACCAGCCUCCUGUCCCCAAGUUCCCUGCUCUGCCCACACAACACCUCAUUUUCCCCUCUGCCUUUAUCGAUCGGGAGGCCGAGCUCAACGCCAAACCAUACGGCGGCAUCCUCUCCGAAGCAGAUGCGGAUACAAGCCGUUCACUGCCGCAACUCCGAGACCGCGAAAUUUUCGAGAUCGCGAGAAAAGAAGCGGAAGAAGAACGCCGUAGAGCAUCUGCAGCGGCGGAGGCCGAGAUAAAUGGUGUGGCAGGGGAUGCUGCAGCGGCGUCAGCCUCUACGACGAAGCCCAGCAGGUCCACAGUCUCUGGACCCCCGAGCAAGAUCAAGUGCAUCCAGUUUGGGAAACACGUUAUUGACACCUUCUACGCUGCUCCCUACCCGGAAGAAUAUUCACACGAGACUCGAUUGUUCAUCUGUGAAUUCUGCUUGAAAUACCUACCCUCCGAGUUUGUAGCAUACAGACACAAACUGAAAUGUCCGGCAAAACACCCGCCUGGAGACGAGAUAUAUCGCGAUGGCACGGUGUCUGUCUGGGAGGUCGACGGGAGGAAAAAGACGGAAUAUUGCCAGUGCCUGUGCCUGAUGGCGAAGAUGUUUCUGGGAUCAAAGACACUAUACUAUGACGUGGAGCCGUUUCUGUUCUACAUCCUGACCGAGUACGACGAGUUGGGAUAUCAUUUCGUGGGAUACUUCAGCAAAGAGAAGAGACCUGCAAGCCAGAACAACGUCAGCUGCAUCUUGGUGAUGCCCAUCCAUCAACGCAAGGGUUAUGCCACUUUCCUGAUCGACUUUUCCUACCUGCUCACCAGAAUCGAGGGCAAAGAGGGAUCCCCGGAAAAGCCUCUCUCGGAUAUGGGCCUUACAGCCUACCGUUCGUACUGGGACCUCACCAUCUCACGCCAUCUACUUGACCUGGGCCUCAGACCUUUCUCCACAAAGACUCUAAUGGCUCGAACAGGCAUGACAGCCGACGAUGUGAUCCAUUCCCUUGAACGUCUUUAUGCAUUCACCAAAGAUCCUGUAACAAAAACCUACGCGGUAAGGUACGACAAGAAGUUGUACCAGAGGAUCGUGGACGAUUAUGAGGCAAAGAAACAUCGCAAGUUGAAACCGGACAGUUUGAUGUGGACACCCUACAUCAUGGGGCGGAGUGACCAGGCCACGUUAGACGGGCAGCCUCUACAAGCGCUUGCGCCCAGGGAUGAAGGGGAUGGAGACGAAGAAGAUGAAGAAGUAAGCAGAGAUGUGGAUAUGGACAGUGAGGUGGUGAUGUCGAAUGCCGGCAAGUCUGUCGCGGCUGGCGAACUGCUAGAGACAGACGCGGAUAUGGAACGACUUUCCCCACGGUCAAGAUCAAAGUCUACAAGAGCAGUGUCGCGGCCAGAAUCGGUUGGAUUGCAGGAAGAGGAUCUGGAGAUUAAGGACCCCUUGCUUGUGGAUGCACAUGGUCACGUUGCGCCGGGGCCCCCUCCGACAGCCGCACUCAGCGGUGGUGGUGCGCUCUCACUGGCCACUGCUCGUCCUCAGAUCAAGGUUAACGGACUUGUGAAUGGUGAUUCUCGGAAGGACGGUGAAUCUCAUCCUGAAGGCGAGGCUGGAGAAAAAGAGAGCGGUGGUGACGAAGACGGUCAAGCAUCGGGAGGAAAAGAAGAGUCCAAUGAGGUUAAGGAGGGAAAGGAACAAGAACCCGUCCUCACAGGGUAUGCCUUGGCCUUCCGGCAGCAUUCGAUCCCACCCACACGCUUCCAAAUCGAUCCACCAAUCCCACCGUCGAUGCUUCGACAAAGAAGCACAAAGAAGCGUAAUGCGGCUGCCGCCUUUGGGUCUGCAGCUUCUCCACAGACCAAAGGCAAUGGAGAAUCCACUGUAUUAAAUGCUCAAGGUUCCUUAGUUGCGGUAAGGAGCUCACCAAGAAACGCCAACAACAACAAUAACGCCGGGUUGGGGUUGGCCGGGUCGACAUCUUCUAUCAAUGGCAACAAUGUUGCCAGAACCGGCAGCGUCUCCCCAAAGGGACCUGGGACACCUGUCCGGCGGAGUGGACGGAGGAGUGGACUAUCUACCAUGACUAUACCGGCGUCAGACGUGUCGGUCACAAAUGACAACCAAGACGGUGCGGCUGCAGAAGAAGACGAGGAUGCCGCACAAAGGGACAGUAAGGCAGAGGGGGAAGAAGAAGACGACGACGAUGAAGAUCGUGAGGGAUCCUCUACAUCAAGUGGCGAUGAAGAGGAAGAGGAAGAUGAGCAGGAAGCAUCAAUAGCAACAGACGAAGAGGAGAGCGAAGAAGAGGACGAGGUUGAGGAAGAUGUAGAUGAUCCCAACGAUGAAGACGCGGUUCUCGACGACGAGGACGAUUCCGAGGACGAAGAUGAAGACGACGACGACGGAGACCCUGACGUUGAAGUAGAUUCGGCCGACGAUGACGAGGAGGAUGACGAUGAAGAGGAGGAGGAAGACGAGGAUGCCGAAGCGGAGGAUGACGAGUGA
Fonsecaea pedrosoi CBS 271.37 is the source of this 3900-nucleotide messenger RNA. RefSeq lists its product as uncharacterized. Gene Ontology annotation, molecular function: histone acetyltransferase activity. The record is from RefSeq and is a predicted model, not a curated record. Lineage: Eukaryota; Fungi; Ascomycota; Eurotiomycetes; Chaetothyriales; Herpotrichiellaceae. The transcript has a single exon. The coding region runs from base 1 to 3900 and encodes 1299 amino acids. Gene Ontology annotation, biological process: regulation of DNA-templated transcription.